Rhagoletis zephyria (snowberry fruit fly) is the source of this 1212-nucleotide messenger RNA. Its product is annotated as 5-hydroxyisourate hydrolase-like. Gene Ontology annotation, molecular function: hydroxyisourate hydrolase activity. NCBI's taxonomy places the organism in Eukaryota, Metazoa, Arthropoda, Insecta, Diptera, Tephritidae. Gene Ontology annotation, biological process: purine nucleobase metabolic process. The record is from RefSeq and is a predicted model, not a curated record.
AGAUUUUUUAGAGUGUAUACGGUUCGUGCACUCUUGUUACGCUGAAUGCAUUCUAGUUACCCUGGGCGCACUUUUGUUGCGCUGAGUAUAUUUUGGCUUUGUUGAAUGCGAUCUUAAUUAAAAUUGUCAAUAUAGCGUCAUUUGACUUGGAAACGCUUUAUGCUGCUAUAUUAACAUUUUUAAUUACCUCUGUAUAUAUGUAUGUAUGUGCAUAUGUUCUUUAUAUCAAAUAAACGUGUGCGUCUCUGAUUUAUAAACACGUAUGUAUGUAUGUAUGUAUGUGCACAGGUACUUUUGUAUGCAUUAAGCCCUUCCGAAGCCUCACCUUACUGUAUUGUUAUAUUAAUCACCAUGUUAGAGAUUAAUAUUUUCUAUGCUUUAUCUGUGUCCACGCUCAAACCAUUCUCAGAAAAGAUUAUUCAACUGCAUUAUAAAACUUCCUAGUUAGUAUAUACAUACGAGUAUAUAGUAUAGCAAAUUUGUUUUCUAGACUACAUUCGAUAAUGUAAAUUUCAGUAGCCAACUGUCACUAUUGGCAAAUACAUAUACACUUUACUCGGAAGGUGAAAAAAUCCAUUUCAAGAUAAGCUAUCCAAAUAAUCUCUCUAAUCUUUUAAAGAAGAUAAACAACAAGUAGGAACAUCGGCUAACAAAUGAUGAUAAGUGCAGCGUUAUUACUGUUACUCACAGUUUUUUCAGUUAGAUUUCAUAGCAUGAUGAGCUCCAGUUGGGAUCGUGUUCGCCUACGUGUCGAAACAAAAGAGGGUUUUGAACCGGCUGUCGAAACUAAUGUGAGUGCUGAUGUACGUACCAUAUCUGCACAUAUACUGGACACCACAGUGGGUCAGGCUGCACCAAAUGUUAAUAUUACAAUUUAUCGCCUAGAAGGUGGCGAUGAUUGGCAGAAACUGAAUGUUGAAACAACGAAUCAAGAUGGGCGUGUAAAUCAAUUAGUGAGUGCUUCGCAAUACAAAGCGGGCAUCUACAAGUUGCAUUUCGAUGUGGCAUCAUAUAACGCAGAACGUGGAGUUAAAAGUUUUUAUCCUUUUAUUGAGAUUGUCGUACAAUGUGAACGGAAUCAACAUUAUCAUAUUCCGUUACUGUUAAAUCCGUUUGGUUACACAACCUAUAGGGGUACUUGAAUGUUAAGCUGAUUAAUGAAUUACUAAACUAAUAUUUGAACACAUAUGGAAAUAAAUGAUGGUUAUAUAU